GGGGGCGUGUCCGCGGCUGCCGGCAGCGUGUUAGUGUUUGUGUGCAUCUGGAGGCUCCUGAGUAGAUAGUAUUCAGUCUACCCGGUCAGCCGUUCAUCUUAAUAGCAAUGUCCGUGCAGGUCGCUACAGCGAAGAUGGCAGAUAUGGAGCUAAAAGAUUCGGUUAGAGACAGGCCACCCGAGGGUCCUACUGUGGUUCCUGCAGCUACGGCCGUAUCACCCGCAGAGCCUGACAACUGCCUGGCGGAUCCCCCGGUUAGCCAGCCUGUAAAAGGAGCCCCAGCCUCCGCUAUGAAAAGAACUGACACGGCGCAGCGCCCUCGGGAAGGUGGAGAGGGAGCCGGGUAUCCAGAGGGAGCAGUCAGCGAAGCCCCACGCACCGUGAAGAAGAUCCAGUUUGCGGACCAGAAGCGGGAGUUCAACAAGCGCCCGACAAAGAUAGGUCGCCGUUCUCUGUCUCGAUCAAUUUCCCAGUCAUCGACUGAUAGCUACAGUUCUGCUGCUUCCUAUACAGACAGCUCCGACGAUGAGACUUCACCCCGGGACAAGCAGCAGAAGAACUCCAAAGGCAGCGGCGACUUCUGCGUGAAGAACAUCAAGCAGGCGGAAUUCGGACGCAGGGAGAUUGAGAUUGCGGAACAAGAGAUGCCUGCACUCAUGGCUCUACGCAAGAGAGCACAAGGAGAAAAGCCUUUGGCCGGUGCCAAGAUUGUGGGGUGUACUCACAUAACGGCACAAACAGCCGUUUUGAUUGAGACCUUGGGGGCCCUUGGUGCUCAGUGUCGAUGGGCAGCCUGCAACAUCUACUCCACUCUCAAUGAAGUGGCAGCCGCUCUGGCAGAAAGUGGUGUCCCAGUUUUCUCUUGGAAAGGAGAGUCAGAAGAUGACUUCUGGUGGUGCAUUGACCGCUGUGUAAAUGUGGAAGGUUGGCAGCCAAACAUGAUCUUGGAUGAUGGGGGAGAUCUCACACACUGGAUCUAUAAAAAGUAUCCUAACAUGUUCAAGAAAAUAAAAGGCAUUGUGGAAGAGAGUGUGACUGGUGUGCAUCGCUUGUACCAGUUGUCCAAAGCCGGGAAGCUGUGUGUCCCUGCGAUGAAUGUCAACGAUUCUGUUACCAAGCAGAAAUUUGACAAUUUGUACUGCUGCAGAGAGUCUAUUUUGGAUGGACUCAAAAGAACAACGGACAUGAUGUUUGGUGGGAAGCAAGUGGUGGUUUGUGGCUAUGGAGAGGUUGGAAAGGGAUGCUGUGCAGCACUGAAGGCAAUGGGCUCCAUUGUGUACGUGACAGAGAUUGAUCCCAUCUGCGCCCUGCAAGCCUGCAUGGACGGCUUCAGGCUUGUCAAACUGAAUGAAGUCAUCAGGCAAGUGGAUAUAGUCAUUACCUGCACAGGUAACAAGAAUGUGGUUACUAGAGAACAUCUGGACCGUAUGAAAAAUGGUUGCAUUGUCUGCAAUAUGGGUCACUCCAACACUGAGAUAGAUGUGGCAAGCCUACGCACCCCUGAACUGACUUGGGAACGCGUGAGAUCUCAAGUAGACCAUGUGAUCUGGCCAGAUGGCAAGAGGAUAGUUCUGCUUGCAGAGGGACGCCUGCUAAACUUAAGCUGUUCGACUGUCCCUACUUUUGUGUUAUCUAUCACUGCUACUACCCAGGCUUUGGCUCUAAUAGAACUCUACAACGCUCCUGAAGGACGAUACAAGCAAGAUGUCUACCUGCUGCCUAAGAAAAUGGAUGAGUAUGUUGCCAGCCUUCAUCUCCCAACCUUUGAUGCCCACCUGACCGAGCUUUCAGAUGAGCAGGCAAAAUACCUGGGACUUAACAAGAAUGGACCUUUCAAACCAAACUACUACAGGUAUUGAGUAUUUCUGAAGACUGUGAGCCGGGACCUGUAGGAAGAUGGGGAAAAAAUCUGGAAAAUAUAUUCACAUAAGAGACACACCUUUCACAGCAACUGUAUCACCAGGUCUUCUCACAAGAACUGGACUUUCUGCCAUAUUAGCGAGCCUUGCAGUCGGGUAUUUAUUAAAAAGGCAGCACCUAGCGUUACGUGACUGCUGUCUGUGCUAGUCCAAAGGACUCAGCCACAGUGCAGAGUAGGGAAACGUUUUUCCUCUGUCACAUGCUGUACUUACAGGCUUCUAGCUAUCCGUUCACACUGCUAAAUCCCAGCCCCGGUUGGGAAGGGGAAUAAGUUGACUAGCAUGAAUCCUGGGUUUAAAGAGCAAAUUUAUUGGGGUUAAACUUGCGUUUUUAUUUUAAUCGUUUUUCUCAAGGCUGGGAAGUGUGGCUGUCUUAAUGAAAUUUGUAAAGUGAACUAAAUCUAUCUUACUGUGGUUUUUAAUGGUGAUAA
Spea bombifrons (plains spadefoot toad) is the source of this 2350-nucleotide messenger RNA. It is a transcript of the gene AHCYL2, whose product is annotated as adenosylhomocysteinase like 2. Gene Ontology annotation, biological process: L-methionine cycle. The record is from RefSeq and is a predicted model, not a curated record. Bases 108 to 1859 code for a protein of 583 amino acids. NCBI's taxonomy places the organism in Eukaryota, Metazoa, Chordata, Amphibia, Anura, Pelobatidae. The transcript has 17 exons. Gene Ontology annotation, cellular component: cytosol.